Molecule: messenger RNA, 1614 nt
Organism: Clunio marinus
Lineage: Eukaryota; Metazoa; Arthropoda; Insecta; Diptera; Chironomidae
Source: the annotation of a GenBank genome assembly
AGAACUAAAACGAAAUUUAGUACACGACUCCAUGAAGGAACAACUCCAAUAAAAAUAGCUUAAAUUCCAUUAUAAUUUAACCUUCACAAUUCUUUUCAUAUUUGCAACACAAACUACAAUAAUAAAGACAUCAUGUCGAGCGUUGGUUCAAAGAAAAAUAAGAAAAGAAACGCGUUUUGGACAUUUGCACAGCGUUUUAUGCGAGAAAACAACAUUACUGACAUUGAAACAGGAACACAAGAAGCGGGUUUAAUAUGGCAGAAUUUGAGUGAAACGGAACGUCAAGACUAUAGAAAUAAACUCAAGCGUCAAGAAAGAGGAAGUAUUCCCAAUUUAAAUAGCUUUCAAGAAGUCAUCAAUGAUAAAGAAUCACAAAAAAGUCACGAAAAACAAAAACAUGAAGCAAUGUUGCUUGUCAUUGAUGAAAUUCUAACCAAAACUGAGGAAAGCGGAUUAUUGAAAAAUUACACGUUUUACUUCUUCAACUCAUCCUAUUUUGUUCAAACUUCGAGUGGUGAAGUUUUCCUCGCUGAAAUUGCAAUGUCAAAAUAUAAUUUAAUUGAAGGCAUUUACGACUCAUUCAACACCAUUAUUAAUCCUGGUCCUUUGUCAGUGGGCAUGGCUGGCGAAGCAAUAAUACAUGCUGCAAGUACUCACAAAAUUGCAAUGCCAUCUCCUGAUCAAAACAUCUCAAAUUAUAAAGAAAUUCUCGAUCAAAUUUUGAAAUUUCUUGAAGUAGAUGAAGGGAAAACGAUUCCUUUAAUUUUUGCUUUAUCAGGAUCUGAAAACAUUCUUUUACAACAAGGAAUGUCAGCUUUAAAAACAAUCACUGAGAAGGCUGAUUCUAAGUUGAAAUUUCGUUUGAUUCCUGUUGAAUAUUUGCUGUUCAAGUUGUAUCAGAAAUGUAAAGAAACAGCCAACAUUGAUAACCCACUUGAGUUGCCAUUAAUCUCAGCGAAAGCUGUAAUAAUCAAUGAUUUUUAUCAAUUUUACGAUCUUGGUUGUGAAUAUCACAAAUCAAUCGACUUGAGUUUAGAAUGCUGCUUAUCAAAAGUUUUCCGCAUGGGAUUCACAAUCUCAAAAUAUUGCUUAAAUGACAAUGAUUCUAAACGACGUGGUUGUCACUUUCCCCAUACAAUGCUGACGGAAAUUUUGGAUGAUCCUCAAAGCUUGAAUUCUGAUGAAUGGAGCGAAAUAGAAAUUUCUUUUCAGUCCCUUCAAAAACAUUCAAAUAAUUUUAUUCCUUCAAACACUUUGCCGAAACUUGUUCAUGCUCCUUGUUCAUUCAUUGAUUCUGCUGGUAAAAAACUUUCAUCAAUUCAGGAUCAAGAAAUAGUUGAGGAAGUGCAACAAUCUGAAAUUGAAUCUCCUAAAUUAUCUGAAAAUAAGGAAAAUGAUGAUUCACAAGUUGAGAAUUCAAAUGCUUCAAGAUCUGUUCGCAAUUUUUUCACUGGUGGAACUCGUGGACGUGGAAGAUUCGUCAUGUAAAACAAACUUUUUUCUUUAUUAUUCUCAUAAUUCAUUAUUUUUGUGUGAUAAAACAUCAGUUGAUAUGAAAUAAAAUUUGACUUCUUCUAUAAACAUUUAAAUAUUUUUAAUUGCAUAAGAAAACAA